CAUUAUGAACUACCUCCUCCUCUAUCCGCGUCAAGGUUUUCAGGAAAAAUCAUUUGAAGGAUCAUUUGAAGGGACAAGCUAAGACUACUACAGGAGACGCCCACAGUAUGCGAUUGCACGAUUGCGCACAGUGGAUAGACUUUGACGUCCAAGGCCGCUCGAACGGAAGUUUCCUUGUGUAAAUGCACAAAUAACAGUUUCAUGGGAAGGACAAUACUUUUCUUUAUAUGGUGGUUACAACAUUAACAACAACAUUGGAAAAUGCUUCUACAAAGGAUAUUCCGGGCGGUUAUCAUGGGACCUCCGGGCUCGGGGAAAGGCACUGUGUCGGAACGCAUAGUAAAAAGUUUCGGAUUAAUGCACCUUUCAAGUGGGGACCUUUUGAGGGCCAACAUUAAAGCCAAAACAGAGCUGGGUCUUCUGAUGAAGUCAUGCAUUGACCAGGGUCAGCUGGUACCUGAUGACGUCAUCUCCCGUCUCAUCCUGACAGAGAUGAGGAACAUAGACCAGAGCAGCUGGCUGCUGGAUGGGUUCCCCCGUACCGUGUCUCAGGCAGAGUCUCUGGACAACGUGUGCAGUGUGGACACAGUCAUCAACCUGGACGUGCCUUACCAGACCAUCAAACAGAGACUGACUUCUCGCUGGCUCCAUCUGCCCAGCGGACGUGUCUACAACAUAGACUUCAACCCACCCAAGAUCGCUGGCCUUGAUGAUGUCACCGGAGAGCCUCUGAUUCAGAGAGAUGAUGACACACCAGAGACCGUCACCAGGAGGCUAAAGGCAUACGAGAACCAGACACAACCUGUGCUGGAGUACUACAGGAGUAAAGGGGUGUUGGAGACAUUCUCAGGAACGGAAACCAACAAGACCUGGCCUCACAUUCAGGCCUUCCUGUCCAAAAAACUCUCCCCACAAUAUUAAAAGGUUGUUGGGAAAGCAUAGAAUACACUCCCGGGAAAAGAAUGGAUCAGUUUAUCACAACUUUAAAUGGGACUCAACUCUUCGGUCCAAAAUGUAACAGUAUCUCAGUGCCUAUAUAAGACCAUAUCAUUUACUACUACAACAUAUGUGGAUGAGGACCACUCAUUCAACUAAAUGUCACAUUCCAUCUCUGUUCAUUCCAUAUGUCGCCUGACCAAGGAAUGGUAUGAAUUGGAUACAAAACCACCUGGCAACAAGCUACAAUACAGAUCUGUUUGUGCUCUGGCCAACUUCUAUAGUCAUGCCAAACAAUGACGAUAGAAGUUGGCAGAACAGCACAAACAGAUAUGUCUGUGUACAGGACAACUAUAAUGGGGUAAAGAGAAAAGUGCCAUUAUAUUAGGUGAAGUUGUCUUGAAUUCAUCUUUAGGGCCAAGUAACUAUUGUUGACAUGACAAUAUAUCGUGUCGCUUUUAAAUGAUAAAAAAAUGUGGAUCACCAUGCAAUUAAUUAAUGAUAAAAAAAAUACUUAAUGCCAAUGACACAUUUGUCACCAGAAAUGCAGUAGUUUAGAGUAGCUGUCAUUUGAAGUUGUUAGCCUGGUUAAACCAGAGUGAACGUUGCACUCCCGCGAAGUGAAACGUCACAAAAUCUAUUUGGAUGCCAGGCUCAUAAGUUAUAACGGAGACGUAUAUUCUCAAAAAAAGCUGUAAUUAGCCGAUGCCUAGUUUUAAUUACGAUAUUUGUAUAUUUUCUCUGACUGUGGCCAUGCCUUGGGAGUUUAGAUUUGUAAUCCGAUUCAUCUAUACUGAAAAUGUAUGCCGAAUGUCUGACCAGCAUAUUAUAUGCAUUAUUUUUGUAGCACAUUAUCUGUACUUUGAUCAGUCAAAGGAAUAACUACUUUAUUAAAUGUGUAUACAUGUAUCAAUAUACUUUAAUGAACCUUAAACUUUAUUUCAUAACAAGUGUAUUAUUUAUUAUCAAGUCUCACUUGCUGGAAGAGACUGUAUUCAG
Molecule: messenger RNA, 1935 nt
Organism: Salvelinus namaycush (lake trout)
Lineage: Eukaryota; Metazoa; Chordata; Actinopteri; Salmoniformes; Salmonidae
Gene: ak3
Product: adenylate kinase 3
Exons: 5
Coding region: 262-921 (219 amino acids)
Biological process (GO): nucleobase-containing compound metabolic process
Cellular component (GO): mitochondrion; cytoplasm
Molecular function (GO): ATP binding; AMP kinase activity
Source: RefSeq, a predicted model, not a curated record